UUUUUUUAGAUGAUGAUGGAGAGACUGGCUCAGCUUCCAAAUUACUUCGACUUCUUAUGCAAAUGGACGCUAAAGACGUUCUUUUGGUUGUUAGUCGUUGGAAAGGCGGCAAUAAAAUUGGACCAGAUCGUUUUAGGCAUAUUUGUAAUGCUGGACGUGAUGCAUUAAUUUCUGGUGGUUUUGUUGUAGUAAAAGGAGAAGGCGAAAAAAAUAUAUAGCA
Messenger RNA from Meloidogyne enterolobii, 220 nucleotides. The record is from the annotation of a GenBank genome assembly. NCBI's taxonomy places the organism in Eukaryota, Metazoa, Nematoda, Chromadorea, Rhabditida, Meloidogynidae.